AGAAUAAUAUACCUUCAAUGAGGAGAAAAAAUGAACGGCAGAAGAUCCGAUCUCACUAAAACUAUAAUUCUACAUGUACAAAUUGUGCAAACUUAAAGCGCAGCCUCUCAAAACAUUUAAGUUCUUCUCGACUCUGUUUUCGUCUCUGAGAAGACGAUCGCGUUCGAGGUAAGCUUGCUACAGUUGAGAUAUUAUAGUUACUGUUUGAUUGGCGAGAGAUCAUACAAGGAACGAGGUUUUAGUUGAAAUAUAUAAAUGGCUGUAUUUGGAUUCAAUUUUGUUAAAUGUUUUUAUUCGGAUUUUGUCAUUUGCUUUUAAUUGUUUGAAUGCUGAUUUUGCUUUUAAAUUUGGUUGACUUUUGUGGUAUUUUCUUUAUUCUAAGGGAGUUACUUAAAUAUCUGGAGAAAUUGAAUUGAUGAGAACGUAUAUGUUGAAUUUUGGUUCGAGUUGGAGGAUUGUAUUUUGCUUCCUGAGGAAAUGAAUUUGUCCAAAAUUGAGUCUGCAAAUGAUAAGAGUGAUGGGGAUUUAGAUAAUGGCAAGUUGUUGCGUGAUAUUGAGGCAAUAAGCAAAGCCUUGUACUUUCCAAAAACCAGUACAAAGGCUUUGAUUUCACCAAGUCAAUCUGAAUACAUUGAAAGAAUCCGUUCCACAGAUUCAAAAUCAAAAGAGGACUCUGGAAUCCACGAAACUGUGUUGCACAAGAAUAAGAAAUCAUCAUUAAUCAGGAAUUGGAAGAAGCCACUGAAAGCUUUAGCUCACAUUGGGCAUAACAGGUUCAAUAUAUGUUUCUUUCUCCAUGUGCAUUCAAUUGAUGGUUUGCCAGUGAAUUUCAACGACAUUAGAUUAUGUGUGCUUUGGAAAAUGAAGGAUGAGGUGUUACAAACCCAUCAAUCGAAAGUUGUGCAGGACAUUGCUGAAUUUGAAGAGACUUUGAAGCAUGAAUGUUGGGUUUAUGGUAGUAGAGGCAGGCCUCAUAAUUCAGCAAAAUAUGAAGAGAAGCUUUCUUUGAUUUCGGCUUCUGUAGUUGAGGCUCCAGGAGUUGAUAUAGGGAAGCAUUGGAUUGAUCUCACCAGGCUGCUACCGCUUACUUUGGAAGAGUUGGAGGGAGAGAACAGCUCUGGUAAGUGGACAACAAGCUUCAAGCUUGCAGGCAAGGCUGAGGGUGCAACCCUAAAUGUUAGUUUUGGUUUCUCGUUGAUAAAGGACAGUUUUGUUCAACCAAAGAACAAUAAGAAUGUUUUUGUGACUAGCAAUGAUAAUAACAUGCUAAGAAGGGUUGGAAGCAUUCCUAGUAGCGUAUACCUCAGGCCUGCACUCUCGUCAAUGUCUCUUGAUGCCAAGGUUUAUGAGGAAAUUUCACCAAUUCUGGGGUUGGAACUCUCCAAGUCAAUAAAGUUUCUAUAUGAGAAACUUAAUGAAGCAAACAUGCAAGUUCCUGAAGAGUUUGAUUUAUCAUCUGAACAUGUGGAGCCAACUAAUAAUCAGAAUCUUGAGUCUUCUAAAGAUACUAGUGAAAGUGAGAGUGACAAUGCUGAAUUCGUUGUGAUUGAACAGGGGAUAGAAAUGUCUGAAAAGGAACAGUUGAAAUUGGAACAAGUGGUUGAAAUAAUUAAUCUGGAUGAGAUAAUUGGAGAUGAUAAUAUAGCUGUUGAUGAGAAUGUAGGAUUCAAUCCAAAUGAAGGUAACUCUGCUGGGUGCACAGAUAAAGUGGCUGUGAAUGACAGCCAAGAUAAAGAGAUUACUGUGUCUCACAUUGGAUCAACCAUGGAUGAGUUGGAAUCAGCUUUCAGUGGCCUAUUGAUUUCUCAAGUGGCAGAUUUUGAAUCUGCACUUGAUGGAGAUGAGUUUCUUAAGCAAAAAAACUACAUGGACAUUAAAUCAAAUUACAGAGCUAGUAAAAUGUUAGAGAAAUCACUUAGCUUGGAUGAUGCUACUGAGUCAGUGGCAAGUGAAUUUUUAAAUAUGCUGGGAAUUGAGCAUGCUUCAUUUGGUGUGAGCUCUGAUGGUGAUCCCAGUUCUCCUAGAGAGCAUCUGUUGAGAGAGUUUGAAAAGGAGACUAUGGCUUCAGGCAAUUUCAUUUUAGGUUUUGACACAGAGGAGGAUCAGGGGCAGUCCAGUUGCAUUGCUCCAACUGGAUCUGGUAGCUGGUGUUGUUUCCAGGAUUUUGAUCUCUUUCCAGAUGUGCAUGGUUCUAAAGAUGAGCACAACAGUUCAGAUCGUUUAUUGGAAAAUAGACGGAAGGCCAACAUACUUGAAGACUUGGAAACUGAAUCUUUAAUGAGAGAAUGGGGCUUGAAUGAGAGGGCCUUUCAGAGUUCUCCACACUUUGCUCUGAUGGAUUUGGAAGUCCAGUGGAGCUCUCUCCUAAAUAUUCAUCUGAGUUACCUGCGCUUGGAGAUGGCUUUGGACCUUUUGUUCAAACAAAGGGGGGAGGUUUUCUGA
Messenger RNA from Mangifera indica (mango), 2442 nucleotides. RefSeq names its product protein PLASTID MOVEMENT IMPAIRED 1-RELATED 2-like. The transcript is spliced from 2 exons. The record is from RefSeq and is a predicted model, not a curated record. The coding region runs from base 478 to 2442 and encodes 654 amino acids. NCBI's taxonomy places the organism in Eukaryota, Viridiplantae, Streptophyta, Magnoliopsida, Sapindales, Anacardiaceae.